AUGCCGAUGUCAACGCGGGCCAGGCUCAGGAAUCCGUUUGCCUCCAGAACACCACGCAAACACAAGGAUGUUGCCAAACCUAAAUUGUUUCUCUUCAUACUCUUGGUCCGCUUGGUCAACGCAACAACACUAGAAACAUACUUCCAAGCAGACGAGUUUUACCAAUGCUUGGAACCUGCGCAUAGGCUAGUCUACGGGUAUGGGUACCUCACGUGGGAGUGGCAUCAGAAGUUGCGGUCAUCGAUUCAUCCGCUUAUAUACGCCCUUGGCUAUCUUGUGGCUGGUGAAAACAGGUUUCUAAUUCGCCAGAUGCCCAAGGUCAUAGGUGCAGUCGUUGCUAGUGUUGGCGAUUUCUAUUUGCAUGAAUUUGUCCAAGUGUACGACAACGAUGGUGGUGGUGGUGGUGGCAACUUGGGGUGGGUGGCGUUGUGUUUAUCCUUGCUUAAUCCAUUCAAUUGGUACGUUUCGACGAGAUCAUUCUCAAACAACUUGGAAACUACGUUAACUAUAGUGGCCCUACGCUACUGGCCGUGGGAUCACGAGAUUGGAAAAGGGUCGUGGUACAUCAGUUUAGCUUGCGGUGUAGUCAGCUGCAUUAUCCGACCGACAAAUGCAUUGAUUCAAAUCCCCUUGGGGAUAUGGCUCUUGGUCAACACCAGGAUAUCUAGAACAUCUGCUGAAUGGAUCUACUUGUCAGUGCUUGUAGUUUUGGCGAUAUUGGCGUUGAGCACAGGGUUGGACUACUUGUUCUAUGGGGAGUUGACGUUCCCACUUUACAAUUUUCUCGAGUUCAACGUGAUAAAAAACUUGUCGAUAUUCUAUGGAGUUGCACCGUGGCAUUUUUAUAUCGCACAAGCCAUUCCCUUGAUGAUGAUGACUUAUAUUCCGAUGCUUGUCUAUGGCAUCAGAUGCAGCAUUUUACUCGCCACGAGUUUGAUUUACCUAGCGGGGCUUUCACUACUCCAACAUAAGGAGUUUAGAUUCAUUUUGCCACUUCAGCCGAUUAUGUUGUACUAUGCGGCGCGGGGCUACCGCAAGUUGAAAGCAAAGUAUUUGGUUAUCUUGGGGGUAUUUGCAAAUAUUGCAAUUGCCCUAUUCUUUGCCAAUGUGAAUGAGCGAGGCGUGAUGGACCUUGUGGAUUUUCUCGAGUCAACCAACUCAUCGGUGGGCUUUGUGAUGCCUUGUCACUCUACGCCAUGGCAAAGCCAUUUUCACAAUCCCGAUUUACAAAUGUGGUUCUUGACUUGUGAACCUCCUCUCCACUUGAACGCGCCUACAUUGGAUGAGAUCAAGGCAUAUAGAGAUGAAAGCGACCAGUUCUACGAUGAUCCUGCCGGGUUUUUGGCAAGACGUUUCGGAACGGACUUGGUUGAGCCUGAAUACGUUGCCAUAUUCCUGCCUUUGGAAAAAGUCAUUGAUCAGGAAUUAGGAGGCAGAUAUAUCGAGAGCAAUCGGUUUUUCAAUAGUUAUUUUCAUUGGGAUGGUCGGCGAAAUGGUGACAUUGUCUUGUAUAGAAAGAUUGAUCACAACCUUGAGUGA
This is a messenger RNA of Lodderomyces beijingensis, 1539 nucleotides long. NCBI's taxonomy places the organism in Eukaryota, Fungi, Ascomycota, Pichiomycetes, Serinales, Debaryomycetaceae. The record is from the annotation of a GenBank genome assembly.